AUGGGCAUGAUGUCCUCUCGUCGGGAGGGGGACGUAUCCUCUUCGCUGUCGGAAGAUUCGGAGACUGCUGUUUCUUUGAAUUCUUCAAGCGGGAGACAGGCGAGCGGAAGCGUGCCAGCAACCACCCCGUCUCCAGCUGCGCCUCGUGCGUCAGAAGCCCCGUCGUCCAGAGCUGCUGCGUUGCUUGCCUCGCAAGUGUUUCCGCAGAAACUCGACCAGUGCGUAGAGGCUGCCUGCCGCGACCGGAUCGGAACAGAGGACGCGCAAAUGGACGAAGGUGACGAUCCCCCUGAUCGAAUGUCAAUUGGGCGCGCUGCAUGGGGCUUUCUUCAUUCUUCCGCCGCGACGUGGACAGACGACCAGUCAACGGUAGACCAGCACAAGAGACGAGAGUGGUUAAGAUCCUUCUUCGCUCUUUAUCCCUGCGUCCAUUGCCGCACGCACUUUGCACCGUACUUCCAGACUCACCCCCCGGUCGUCUCUGGCGGGAGAACCUCCCUCUCGCUGUGGACCUGCGAUGCCCAUAAUCACGUGAAUGAAUAUUUACAAAGACCAACGCUCCCUUGUGAUUCCGCCCAGCUUCUCCGCCGGUGGGCAUCCGUCCGGUGGCCAGAAGACGACUAA
Neospora caninum is the source of this 624-nucleotide messenger RNA. RefSeq lists its product as hypothetical. Gene Ontology annotation, molecular function: flavin adenine dinucleotide binding; flavin-dependent sulfhydryl oxidase activity. The transcript has 3 exons. The record is from RefSeq and is a predicted model, not a curated record. Gene Ontology annotation, cellular component: mitochondrion. Lineage: Eukaryota; Apicomplexa; Conoidasida; Eucoccidiorida; Sarcocystidae. Bases 1 to 624 code for a protein of 207 amino acids.